Molecule: messenger RNA, 1469 nt
Organism: Stegastes partitus (bicolor damselfish)
Lineage: Eukaryota; Metazoa; Chordata; Actinopteri; Pomacentridae
Gene: ercc1
Product: excision repair cross-complementation group 1
Exons: 9
Coding region: 90-1175 (361 amino acids)
Biological process (GO): UV-damage excision repair; mitotic recombination
Cellular component (GO): nucleus; nucleotide-excision repair factor 1 complex; ERCC4-ERCC1 complex
Molecular function (GO): single-stranded DNA binding; damaged DNA binding
Source: RefSeq, a predicted model, not a curated record
GAAAGUGAGAAACGUUACUGCAAGUUUGACUAUAACUGCUCGGCGGAGGGCAUGUGUUUACUUUAAAAAGCCUUCAUCAGCUUAAAGACAUGAAGAGGAGGUUCAACAUCAACCUGGAUGACUCUGCUUUCACCAAAGAAAGAACACCGCCAAAGCCCCAGUUCCAGUCUUCAUCCAAAGGAGGAGAAAGCACCUCAGCAGCAGCAGCAGCAGCAGCAGCCUCUAAGCCUGUCACUGAGGCAGUGGGCCAGCCUUUGUCCUAUGCAGAAUAUAUCGUCCAGAGUAAAAGCAAUGUGGCUGCUGCUCCACAGAGAGAUGCUGCCUCCAGACUGCCCAGGACUGAAGGUGCUUCCAGUCUGAGGCAAAGUGAACCAGAUCCAGUGUCCUCUGCUACAGCAGGAGGUGACACAGCUCAGGACUUCUUUGCUAAAGGGACAGAGGUUCAGUCUGACGAGGUUAACAAGAGCGAGGAGACGCAGGUGGCGGGCACAGACCUAAAAGAGGGGAGCUGUCAAAAGUCAGAUCCCAGCCUCAGCCUGGGUCCUAAACCAGUGGGAUCUGGGAGCAGCAUUAUUGUCAGUCCUCGGCAGAGAGGAAAUCCCAUUCUGAAGUUCGUGAGGAGCGUCCCGUGGGAGUUUGGAGACGUUGUGCCAGAUUAUGUCUUGGGACAGACAACCUGUGCUCUCUUCCUCAGUCUAAGGUAUCACAACCUCAAUCCAAACUAUAUCCAUGACCGUCUGAAGCAGCUUGGCCAGACGUUCACCCUGCGGGUGCUACUGGUUCAAGUAGAUGUGAAAGAUCCUCAUCAUGCGUUAAAGGAACUGGCUCGCAUCUGCAUCAUGGCUGACUGCACCCUCAUCUUGGCUUGGAGUCCAGAAGAGGCAGGACGUUAUCUGGAAACAUACAAGUCAUAUGAAAAGAAACCAGCGGACCUCCUGAAGGAACAAGUCGAAAAGAACUAUCUGUCAAAGGUUACAGAUUGCCUGACCACUGUGAAGUCUAUAAAUAAAACUGAUGCCAUUACCUUGCUAUCGACUUUCUCGUCAGUAGAAGGAAUCAUCAGCGCCUCUAAAGAAGACCUGGUUCUCUGCCCGGGCCUCGGACCACAAAAAGCGAGACGACUCUAUGACGUGCUCCACAAGCCCUUUCUCAAGUCGAAGACGAAAGACAGCUGAGACGUCUCGCCAAGGAUGUCUGACGUGCUUCCAAAAAUAAUUCUGUAAAGCUGGUCAUCGUGAUGAACAGGGUGCAAACACACACACUGAAGAGGACUGAAUUUAUAUGCCAAACACUCUUGAUUUACUGAGAUGAUGAAAAAAAAAAAAUGUAUAAAGCCUUUUUUUUUUUUGUAUUGUCCCAGACUGAGAAUCAGUUUAGGGUACUUGUGAGGAUGUAAAAUGUGAACUGUAUUAGCUGCACACUGAUUUAAUGUGUUUGUGUGUGUGUGUUUUUUAAAGAUAUUAUUUGUU